Pimephales promelas (fathead minnow) is the source of this 2014-nucleotide messenger RNA. RefSeq lists its product as uncharacterized. The record is from RefSeq and is a predicted model, not a curated record. NCBI's taxonomy places the organism in Eukaryota, Metazoa, Chordata, Actinopteri, Cypriniformes, Leuciscidae.
CGCUUCAUAUGAGCACACCAAAGAACACUUUGUAGCUGGUGAAAGGACAGGAAAUAGUUGAGGUGAAGUUAAAAGUUGUAAACCUAAAAACCGCUGGAGGUUGGAAAUGAACCAAGGUUUCUAACACUUAACAUUCUAAUAAUUUAAAAUUUAUUCUAGUGGAGAAAUAAGCUUUUUUUUGUUUUUUAUCGUGAAAAUGAAAUUUAAAAAAAAGAAAGAAAAAUCUAAGUAGCAUAAGUAUUGAAGGGGUCAGGUAACGCCAUUGCGUUGGAUUUAGACGAAAUUUCAAAAGCGUCACUAUAUGACGCUGUAGGAUGAGAAUGCGUUGGAACAUUAUUUACUUUCAUACUAAGAACAUGGUCACUUUUUGUCAAGAAACCUUUUAAUUCAUACACACAGUGUUAAUUUACAAAAUAAGAGUUCAUCAUUUUAAGAUGAGCUCAGAAUCAAAAUUCUGAUUGUUAAUUUCCAUUCUGAUUAUAAACUCUUAUUUUUAGUGUGUUGAAAGUUUUACGCUUUUUUCAUUACUAUGUUUCAUUCAAUUUAAUAGACAGGCGACUGAAAUCUAUAUGUGCUCACAACUUUCAUACAGUAUAUGAUUUUAAGAUUAUCAUAAUAUGCUAUUUUUAUUAUGAGUACAGAAUUCAUUAGUGUUUAAAAUCUACAGAUUGUCCAUUCGGACAGAAAUAAAAAAAAGAAAGCUGUCACAGGUAGGGUACUAAGAUACUAAUAUGCACUUUUUAGGCACAAAGGUGUAUCUCUUGAAAGGCUACAGCCCCAGUGACAGGUUUUGUACCUUUUUUCUAAGAGUGUUUAACAUACUUUGUCUUGUCAGUUUCUUUUCAUUUUUCGCUCAUCAGCUUUAGGAUUAACAGGACAUGUUUGGACCCGCAGGUCUAGAGUCAAUCAUUAAACACAUCAUCUCUGGGCCAACACAUACUAUCCUACAAUCCCUGGACAGCAAUGGCAAGUGUCAGAAGGGAUGGGACUCUGUUUGUCCUCAUUCCUGAGAGGAAUCAGGUGCUUUCUGUCUCCUGAGUUACCGGAUCUCCAUGGAUGUCACAACCAACCCGCUGCCUGAACUGAGUGGCACGGCUCUACCCAGAUCUGUCUCAAUCUGAUCUGGAAUCAGUCAGCUGGAUAUCACUCCCAGUGUUUCUAAGAGUACAAGGAGAAAGUCACAGAUGAAGACAGGAUAAAUACAGUUGUGCUGUCAAAACGCCUUUAGAAUGAUGGAACAAGUGGCGGAAAAUAAACUGAUCCAGGAUGAAUGCGAUCUAAAAUGCAAGCAAUACCUCAUCAGUUUGUUUGAUGAACCGACUGCAGAGUAUUUCCUCAGCCCUUCCUAUUGUUUAAAGGAAAUACCUCCUUGGUUUUCCCAGCUAAAAGAUGACAUGCAAGAUGACAUGAGUGCAGUUGCCCUGUGGGAUGCUCUGAGACAACGCACUACACAGAUACUGCAAGAAUCAAACACUGAGCCCUCAAUGGUGGUCACUAAUGAGAUUGCAAGAAGGGUGACAGACUGGAAGACACUGAUAAAAAAGGACCAUCUGAUGCGUCUAGCAGGGGUGAAAUACAUGUUCCACUGUGCUCAGCAUAACCAAGCCUUUUCUGCCCUCCUUCUACAACACAACCCUCUUUUUGACUAUGAGAUAAAUAAUGGACUGAAGUGAUUUUUUCCCAUAAUGCCAAAUCCACCAAAUAAGCACAUGAAGUGAAACAAAUGGUAUGGAAAGUUGGGAUAUGACUCAGUUGAGCAAUGACAUACAGUAGACAAACUGUAUAACUAAAUUACAGCCUUGUACCAGAACUUAUUCAAUCUCUAUUGUCCCAAUAGAGACUUGCACAGGCUUGAUACAUGAGUCAGGUAAUGUAGGCUUUGUACUUGCCCAUCACUACCAUAGGAGGGCAGCAGAUUGUAAAUUUGUCUUUUAGUCUCAGUACUGAAACAAUUCUUAUUCUCUAUACAGUGGGUUUCAACUGGUUUUGCUUCAGGACCUAGAUUUUAAUAAGG